Messenger RNA from Haliotis rufescens (red abalone), 9943 nucleotides. RefSeq names its product mitogen-activated protein kinase kinase kinase 11-like. The transcript is spliced from 8 exons. The coding region runs from base 516 to 3497 and encodes 993 amino acids. Gene Ontology annotation, biological process: protein phosphorylation. The record is from RefSeq and is a predicted model, not a curated record. Gene Ontology annotation, molecular function: protein binding; ATP binding; JUN kinase kinase kinase activity. NCBI's taxonomy places the organism in Eukaryota, Metazoa, Mollusca, Gastropoda, Lepetellida, Haliotidae.
AAUCUCGUGUAAUCACGCGAUCAACGAGUUUGAACGAGACUUGGAGUUCUCGCACCUUGCGCGGAGUUUUUCGCCCCUAAGAGUCUGUUUUGCCUACUUUGUAAUCCAAUUUGAGAUCGGGAAGUUUGUAUUCAUGGUUUUGGAGAUGAUUUGAAUUGUGUAACAACACUGAUAAAAGUUAUUUAAUCCACAUAUAGCCAUAACUCAAGGUCAAAGUACACAAAAUGGCGGCGGAGGCCCAAAUUGACUGGACAAUGGUGAUAAACACGGAUUUUCACGGCAUCCAGAGGUGAGGUGAACCCUAUUAUGGCACAGACUUAGCCUUUUGGGUUCUAGGAAAGGUGAUGGCUGGAAUCGAUGUAUUGAAACUAACAAUUUAACGUGUUUUUGUAUCUGUCAAAACUGGAUGUCAGAAUCUACAUUUGCAUGUCGGUUCCCACCUCACCAGGGUGGAUUAGAUAUGUGUUCUCUGUGCGAGAUUGGGUCAUAUUUGAUUCCAUCGAACUCGAAAUGCUAUGAUUUCAGCUUCGAUGGAACCCAAUUCUAGAAACUAUGGACCUCGUGGAAGGGAAGAAAAUGAUAACAGUCCAUUAUGGACUGCCAUCUUUGACUAUGAGGCCACAAGAGAAGAUGAGUUGACACUAAAGAGAGGGGUGCAGGUGGAAGUGUUGUCCACUGAUGCCCGGUAUUCAGGAGAUGAUGGGUGGUGGAUUGGGAAAGUUCAAGAAAAUGUUGGGAUUUUCCCAAGUAACUUUGUCACCAAAGAGGCAGACAACUGUGCCCUUGUACCUCAUAACAAACUAUCUGACAGACCCUUUGAAAUCAACUUCUCAGAAUUACAGUUAGAAGAAGUGAUAGGUGUUGGUGGUUUUGGAAAAGUUUAUCGUGGAAUAUGGAAGGAAGAAACUGUUGCUGUCAAGGCUGCCAGGCAAGAUCCAGACGAGCCUGUCAUCGACGAUGUUCGAAAGGAAGCCAAAUUGUUCUGGCUCCUAAAUCACCCUAAUAUUGCAGCAUUGAGAGGGGUGUGUCUCAAGGAACCAAACCUGUGUCUUGUAAUGGAAUAUGCAGCAGGUGGAUCACUUAACAGAGUGUUAAAUGGAAGACGGAUACCUCCAGAUAUAUUAGUUGAUUGGGCAUUUCAGAUAGCCAAAGGAAUGCAUUAUUUACACGAGGAAGCACCGCUACCAUUGAUACACAGAGAUCUCAAGUCAAGCAACAUCUUACUGAAGGAGACCAUCAAUGUGGAUGACCUGUCCAACAAGACACUCAAGAUCACCGACUUUGGUCUAGCUCGGGAGGUGGACAAGACAACAAGGAUGAGUGCGGCAGGGACGUAUGCCUGGAUGGCACCUGAAGUCAUCAAGUCAUCACGCUUCUCAAAGUUCAGUGAUGUGUGGAGCUAUGGAGUGGUGCUAUGGGAACUGCUGACUGGGGAGACCCCGUACAAGGGCAUUGAUGCACUGGGUGUGGCAUAUGGCGUGGCUGUCAACAAGCUCACCCUGCCUAUACCAAGCACCUGCCCAAAUCUCUUUGCUGACCUCAUGGCAGAUUGUUGGCAUCAGGAGCCCCACGAACGCCCCACGUUCCAGGCCAUCUUGCAGCGCCUGGAGGAGAUUGCCAAGUCUUCCUUCAUGAACACCCCUCAGGAGUCCUUCCACACCAUGCAGGAGGACUGGAGGCAGGAGAUCGAGCAGAUGUUUGAUGAACUACGCAGUAGGGAGAAGGAGUUGCGGUCGAGGGAGGAGGAGCUGACGAAGGCAGCGUUGCAGCAGAAGAUCCAGGAGGAGCUGCUAAAGAAGAGGGAGCAGGAGCUGGCAGAGCGAGAGAUCGACCUGCUGGAGCGGGAGCUGAACAUCCUCAUCCUGCAGCAGGUCAUGAACAAACCCACACCCGUCAAGAGGCAUCGGAAAACACGGUCAAAGCUCAAGUCUAGUGGAGGCAGGAUCAUCAGUGAACCGUCAGGUUUUCGACACAACAUCACUGUACAGAAGGAGGGCCUGGUACAAGAGAAACGAGGGAUGUACGGUCCAAACAGUCCAGACAGUCCUCCAGCCUCCCCAGCUCAUGUUUUUCCCGUCUCCGGCACCAGACUCAGGGCUAUAGCAUAUCCUGUGGAUGGUGUGAAGGGGAAGACGUGGGGACCAAGCUCAGUACAGAAGGACCGGCACCAGCGCUCUUCCAUUAUUUUCGCUGAUGGCCGGUGGUCCAAGAGUGCUCCCAACUUGGAGAAGAGUCUCCGGGCUCUUGGUGGUGGACAUUCCAACAUAGGGGCCUUGAGUGAACUUUAUGAUGAAGAAGAUGAGUGGCCAGAUUUUUCCAAUGAGCAACGAUACAAAAACAUUCCACAGUCUCCAAACAGUGUCCCGGAGUCGUCCAACACUCUAAAGCGUAAUGCUGUGAAAAAGAAAAGUGACAGUUUUCUGUUAAAUGCAGCUGUUAUACUAGCUGCAGUGGCAACUGGUUUUGAUAUUAGGAUCUCAAACACCUCAGCUAUUCACCCGAAUCUUCACGGUCCUACGGAGGACGAGAGAAAUGUGAAGAAGAGGGACUCCUUCAUUCUCAACAGAAGAGAUGCAUAUUUAGGGGCUGUGCGUGACUCUUUCAUCGAGCCUGAAGGCAUGUUUGGGAACCACCCUUACACGAAUGCCUCAGGUUACCGCCAUACAUAUCAUGGUGUGCAGACGCGGCAGAGACCAAGUGUUCAGAAUAAUGAAAAUUUUGAUAGGCCAAUACAUUUCACAGAGCAGGAUGGGGAUAGUCCGGACUCGCAGACUACAAGCACAAUAGGAUCAAAAUCGUCUCCGCACCGGUUGUCUUAUGCAGAAAGUGAUAGCACAGGGGUGUCUGCAACGCCGUCACAAGCUGAUCGCAGCAUUAUAUAUCAGAGGCAGAUCUCAGAUGGCAGUACAUACGAAUCAAGUCGGGCAUCUCAAACCCCGCAAAGACGGUCAGUAACUUUCGAGGACGAUUUCACCCCGGACAAGCAUGUGGCUACUUACACACACAAACGAACUCCUUCAAAUACCUCAAACACUUCCAAUACGCCACUGGACUUUGAACCACGUUCUGCAAAGUAUAAUCCUGACAAGCGACCGUCAGACAGCCAGAAAGGCCAGCCAGUUCCUCCACGUCGCAAGCCCAGUGGCGAGGCACCUCAGAGACCCACCACACUCGAAGUGGGAUCCACCUUUCGUUCUCCAACUCAGCAGCAAGGUUCUGCGCUGAAGUAUGCCUCCCCCGUCAAUACGGGAGGUAGCCGGGAUUCCCCGCGAGUGUGGGUCACCCCCUCUGAGACUGCCCCCGACAAUGGCUUCUACUCAACCCGCUCCCGCCUGUCUCCGGGGAACACGCCCCCUCACAUCCGUCAUCAGAAAACCCUCCUAGACAUUGACAUGGAGGGACAGAGUCAGGACAAGCGGGAGGCGCUUGUUAAACCCAAACCUCUCAGUACAAAACCCACUAUCAGAGACCUAGAGAAAGAAUUUGUCUGGAAAUGAUACACAGUAUAUUUUAGGCUUUAAGAAAUGUCAGUUUGCAGUAAAUUGAAGUUGUCCAUACCAACUAUUGCCAUACACUCUUUUAAGACUAUUUUAAUGCCAGUUAGUUUUAUCAUUGAUAUCCAUUGAUAUUUCUCUACACAAGACAUUGGUAACUCUUUCUCUUCAAAGUGAAAUAUAUAAGCCAAUUUCUUUAUCAUGAUUCUCUUGUCCAGUUAGGUUUCAUAUCCAACCACACUCUAGAUAAUGAAGGUAUACGUGAGGUUUUCCAGCUGUGUAAAUGUGGUUCAUGUUAUAAUGUAUUAUUCUAGGGUAUUUAGCAUAUUAAUUUGAGCAAAUAAGAGGUGCUCUCUUUUUUCGAAGAUUUACCAAGCAUGUAAAUCUCACCUUACAAGUGCUAUUUGUUUCUGAGAGGUGUACGUUGAUAUUACAAACUAUAUCAUAUUACAAUAUAUGUCUUGUCCAAGCUGAACUGGGCCUGUUCGUCACGUCCGUUUCUGUGUUGAUUUUAGAUUAGUGUCUCAAGUCUACUAUUCCUCGUGUAAUCAGAACUGUUUGUAACACUAUACCCAUUACGUUUGUCAUCUCAUAGUCCUUCUCUAAAGUGAACAAAAAAAAUUCUUUGUACGUGUUUCUACUUUCGUAUGAUGUUCCCCAUGUUGAUAAUCAUCAUCAUCAUCAUCACAGAUAUGCAUUUAUACAUGUAGGAGUGUAAUUGUCAACUAAUUUAUAUAUUCUGGUAGUUCUCUUAAGUCAAUUGUAAGCCUUUGAUUUUAACUGGAAAUUUAUUUAUGAAAUAUUUAUAUAAUGCACGUCAGGAGUACAAACUGCACACUCACAGAUAAUCCACAAUUGUCACUGUUUGAAUGUGAUACUUGAUAGUCACAGGCUUACAGUUAACUUACCAGUAGAAACAUGUGCAAUACUCCCGAACAGUGUUGUGCAUUCGAUUGGACCAAACGAUGUAUGUUUUGAGAACACAACAUGAAACUGAGAUAAGUCAUUGCCUCGUUUAAGUGAAGUACGCUGUGUCUCAGGCUCACUGGGUGUGUAUAUUCAUUGUAUAUCCACAUAGAUUAUGCAAAAAAUCAAAUGAAUCUCUUCUUUUGUAUAUACAUGUAACAUAUGCUAUUAUAGUCUCAACAUGCUGCAUUUAUGUGUAAGCUGAUUCCUAAGUUGAUAUAUGCAAACACUAUCGAGAGCCUGAAAGUACAAAAGCUGAGUGACUGGCCCAUGUUAUGUCACUGACUGUGUAGGAUGUUCUCACCGCCAUGCCCAGAAUUGACCUCUAGAGGCAUUUCGAAGUUGGAGUACUAAGCGAUGUCAUCAGUCAUUUGAACAACUUGAUAGUAUUCAGAUAAGUAGUAAGAGUGUUUUUUCCACUUGUAGGAUCUUUUAUAUAAAUUAGUCUCUCUUUUUUUUAUAGUUUUUUCUUAAGAAAAUUUAAGGGACUGUCGGGUAGCCUGGUGGUUAAAGCGUUCGCUUGUCACGCCGAAGACCCGGGUUCGAUUCCCGACAUGGGUACAAUGUGUGAAGCCCAUUUCUGGUGUCCCCCGCCGUGAUAUUGCUGGAAUAUUGCUAAAAGCGGCGUAAAACCAUACUCACUCACACAAGAAAAUUUAAACUAAAAUAGAGAUAAGAAAAAUUAAUAUUUAUUAUAUUUUUUAUGAAUAUUAUUUUAAAUAGAUUCUAAUAUUUUGUUCAUUUUGUAGUCAGUCUUGUAACAUAGGACUAUGAGGUGUGUAUACAAAUCUGGUCAUCACUGUGAGAACAGCUACACAGAUCUGUGCGAGAUGCAGCGCAGACAGAAACUGUUGAAGACUUACACAUGUCUGGCAGCUAUACUCACUCCCAUCUGGUUCAGAUGGUUUACAUAAUAUAUACCAAAAUAAAUAACUAUAUACUCUCCCGUCUUGAGCCUGGCAAGAGAGGACGAUAGUACUGUGCUGUGAUGGAAGUUGGUGGCAAAUAUGACAGUAGAUGUUGAUGACUUUUCAGUUGGUGAUAAGUAGACAAGGAGCAAGUCUAGAAGCAGGAAAAUGGUUUUGCCUGAUCUAUUUUCAGCUGUGAUCAUCAAUUUGUGCCUUGUAGCUGGUACAACGGUAGUCUGUGCUUGUCGUGCACACGGUGAUUUUAUUAGCAUUGAUCAAGUUAUUUUAUUAUUGUACAUAUCAAGACAGCAGAACUGGACAUGAGCAAGUAAAUAUUACCUGUGUAACCAAAGAAAUCCUGUCCUUCAUCCUUUCUAUCUGAAAUGAGAGAUUUUUCAGGAUUUGAUAUUAAUCACAGUUAACAAUUUGAUCUCGAAAAGGACAUAAUCAAUUCUAUAAUGUUACUCACACAGUAUAUUUUAUUUACACAAUGAAAAUAAUGCAAUGUUUGCAAAGUGAUAGAAAAUAUUUUGUCAUUGCUUCUCAAUUUUUUUUUCAAGUCAAAGGUCAAAGCAAGUACUGCUGAAUUAAGCUGGUAGCUUAAUAAUUGUAUAGAAAUAAACUCAUUUUCACAAAGUGUACAUUUAUGGAAAAUAUAAUAUUAUAUUUAAUUGUAGAGUAGCAAAACAGCAGUAGCAGCAACCAAAAAUGUAUUCACAUAUCUAGAUAUUUUAUAUGCUGACAGUUUUUUGUGUAUGUCCAAAAUUGACCAAGUAUAGUAACCCCGUAUGGUAGCAGUGGGCCUCCACUGUGCGUGUAUGUUGUCUGUCGGGUAGAUUUACAAAAUCAAACUUAAGUCUUGUAACAGCUGGCAUUAAUGCAUUAAUGAGUACCUGGUUUCUAUAGGCUGUCGUUACUGUUCCCUACCACUCUGGAUAGGUUCGUCUGUACAGUGAGAGAAAGGACAGUUCUAUAGCAUUUGUUGAGUACAUUCAUGAUGGACUCGAUCUCCCAUUGUGAAAUACACUUUGUAGAGUUUCUGUGAGUAUUUGGAGGCAUGGCACAGCCAGGACCUGAGACAGUGAUAACAGGAUGGAGACAUUUGUAGAAAGGAAGUUAGAUAGGAAGUAAAAACAGGAUCUGUUUAAGUAUUUUCCUGCAAUCAUAUGUAAGCUCUGGUAAUUUAUACAAAAUUACAAUGUAAAUGGAUUCAAAUUUUCUGCGAUUGGUCAAUGAUUCUAAAGUGUUGAAACUAUUUUGUACAGUUAUUAAUUGAUAUUAAUUUGGGACACAUUGCUUAUAGCACUUCCAAAUGUGUUUCCGUAACCAUUCUUUUCAAACAAAUUUGAACUGUUUAUUAGAUACUAUUCCCUGACAACAAGUUUUCUACAGUCUCCAUCUGAGGUGUUUGCGUACAUAUUUAAUUCAGUAAAGGUUCCAGUUUCAGGACUCGGUUAAUGUUGUAAUCAUGUGAUUGGAUUUGUUGAAUGUGGUAUAGUGUGAAUAUUUGCGACAUAUCUUUUGUUAUUUUACUGUUGUUAACAUAUCACAUCAAUACAGCUAGAAGUGUGUUCUUAACAGAUUUUAACUUGAGAAUGUACAUGCACUUUUGAAGAUUUUAACUCAUGUGAUAGUAAGGCCUUCAUGAAGUAGUUGCAUAAGUAAUAUAUGGAAACACUUAUCUUUACAAUUUGAUUACCUUACAAAACAACAUAGAAUCUUUACAAAUGGUAUUUGUACAAACUUAAGAUAUUAAGGAAGAAAAACAUAUUACAUUUUGUACACAAAAAAAUAAGGUACCAUCAGCUCAAGAUAUGACAUGGUUUGAUUUAAGUGAAAUACUGGUUAUGCUGGAACAAAGUCAGGUCGUAUUCCCGGUACCGUAUUCCCCGGCAGUGGCACUAGAUAGUUGUGUACUGAUCAUGUGAACAAGAAAUUACAUUAUGACAUUAUAUUGCUCCCCUGGUGAUUGUUAUGUUUGAGUUGACAGUAUGUUUUUUUGUCUCUGCUUGCUAUAGACUUGAGUGAUGGAAAAGUUUCGCUUCUACCAUGAAGUUGUCCCAGCUGAGAGUACUUCAGUAGAACGUCAGUGCUGUUUAGUCAUGGGGUAUUCUCUUGUCUUGGCAAGUAGAGGUGUUGGGUACAGUGCUCUCUUCACAGCUUUGUUUCUUCAGAUCAUAUGCCAUCUUUGGGAGAUCCCUUCAGUCACCAGGGUUCUUAUCUCUAACCCACUAGCUCGAGUCAGUUUGACUCCUGUUAUUGCUAAGGGCAAGGAGAAUUUCAGGCUUCUCAGAGAUGUCAUUUUUUACGUCUUUUUUGGUGAGUAAAAUUACAGGUUAAGUUCCAUCAGUGCCUCACCAAUGUCGGAGAUGGUGUUGGUACAACCAAAUCUGAGUCAUUUUAUUUUGGCUUUAAAAACCACAACAGAAACUAGGAUGACAUAUUUCAUUGGGAACAAUUUGUUUUCCAGAGACACUUAAGAAACUUAUUCAUUACUGUAUGUUAAAUUUAUUGAUUUGCUAGGCAAAGAUUGAGGUUGUGGAAAAUAAUAUUUGAACGGGUAAAGUUCAGCUGUAAGAAGGGGAUCUCCAGCCAAGUCAUAUUCAUGAUCAUUUUGGUGCCUGUUGUAUGGCAAGUUGUCCUGAAGUGUUUUUGUGUGGAGAGCUACUGUACCCAAUGCAGCGAGAAACACUCUCUUGUUACACGGUCACAGCCACUGGGUUCGCACUCGGGAGAAGUGUGUCCUGGAUGUGUUAGCAUGCAAUGUCUGUGACAAAGAGAUGUACAUUUUCUAUUAUGCUCAAGUAUAGCUCUUUUUGUACUUAACACACUGGUUGGUUGAAACUGACGACGUCAAACUCCACAGUUUGAUAAUACUUCCCCUUUUGAAUACAAGCCCACCGAAGGGAGAUGAACUGCGCUGGUCGCAUGGUCUCGCUUGAUUUUGGUGGAAUAACUUCCAUUGUAUUUUAAUCCUUUAUCAGGCUUCAAUUGUUUGAAUUACACGAUCAGCCAAAAGCAUUUUUACAUUUCCAGAUGCAAAAUUGUGAGUUAAUGUCUUGUCAGUCCUAUGUUGUGUUAUGUUUCUUUCUCAAAGUUGUGUUAGUGUUGUGUUUUUAAGAACGGAGUAAAAGCAUACUUUAUCUUGCCAAAAUGUUAAGUAUGUCUUCCUUUCAACUACUGCAAAGAAAAUCAUUUCAGCCAACCAAAGAAUGUAAAUGGCAGAUGUACUAACAUUAUCAUUGUUUUUAGGUGUAUUUUAAUUAUUGCUGUAACACUUUCAGUUGUUUUUUUUCUAUUUGGUUUGUACUGUAAGACUGUAAUCAGUAAGUUGGUUCUUGUAGAGAAACUUUCCUGUAUUUCGUCUGUGAAUCAUUUCCGUUGGCUGACUUCCACAGGUACAGUAUUUUGUCAGUAUAGUGGGUAAUAGUCUCAUGAUGUGAGACUUGACAAUACUCCUGAAGAUGUGUCCAGGUUUAAGAAUUAUCAUGGAGACUGUCGGUAACCAUGGGAACCUCUGCUGUGCCAUAGAGGCAAAUGCGAAGUCAUUAAUUAUUCAUCAUUCUCACUGAAAUCACUGGAUGUAACAAUGGGAUUUGUAAAAUAUUACCAAACUUGACAUCAACGUAAUGAGUAAAAUAAGUUGACCAUACACAGACAUUAUUAGUAUUAUUGAAGCAUAUGAAUCGUGCACAUAAAAAAAGUAAAUCAUUUGGUGUCCUGUAUUCUACAAAAUUAACAAAGAAUUGACUAUUUUUUGGCAAAUUCAAAUUGGUUCCCCGGAUUAUUUCCAUUCCCUUUUUUUUUUUUACAUGCUUCCCCCUUCUCCAAGAAGCUAUACCUGCACUUGCUGACCCUUCACUCUCCCGACCCAAAGUUGUAGUUUUUGUUCAUGUGCUAACUUGAGAUUUCACUGCAGUGUGAAUUAUUUCAUUCUAAAACAAUAGGUUUCUUGAAACUUUACUAUGAGAGUCUAUUCCUAGGCAAUUGUCGGCCACAGUUUCAUCAGGCAAUAUUUCCCUCUAUGGUGUAGUGGUGAAACCAUGGAUACGGACGAAUCAAUGAACAGCAUAUGCCUUAACUGACCUCCAUCAGUAUGUCAGUAGCAAGUGCCUUGAAACCAUCCUAGCAUUUUUUCAUAUCAUCAACGGCAUAGUUUUAUAUUCAACUGUAAAAAGCUUUUUCAUAUACACUAUAAUAUACCUCAGAGUAAGUGUGAGUAUUAUCCCAUUUGUGCAUCAUGCUAGAUCCCCCAAUGCUAUCCUGUAGGAGAGAUUAGACUGUCGCUGUAUCCAAGCCCUCGUUGCUGCCGCCGCCGUCGCUGUCGCCGCACACCUUCAUCAUGAUUAGCUCCUGCUGUGUAUUGCGACACAUUUAACUUAUCUCCUCAUGAAAUUGUUGACAGUACUUUGCUGUAAGAAUGGUCCUGGCUGAAACUGGCUACCUGAUCAAACUACAGCCGACUCCAAGUGUACGAUUGUAUUAAGAACUAUAUUUACCACAAUAUAUUUUAUGUAUGUGGAGCAUGGGAAUUUGUACAGAAAAAAAUUGAAAUAAAUAACUAUUUGAGCAAUG